UCAAAAAAGCUACUAUCUCUUCCUGUCCCUAAACGCAGUCAAUGGCCGCCCAAUCUUCCCAUACACCUUUUUUUCUUCUGUUUUCAUAACCUUAAACCACCCAAAAUCUAAUCCUAUCUGCAAAACCGCUCAACACAAACCAUGAAGAUCCACUUAAUCUUAGCUUUACUCUUGGUCUUAACCUCCUUUUCUGUUAUUUUUUCCAUUGAAGAUGACGUGAAGUGUCUUGAAGGCAUCAAGAACUCUCUCAAAGAUCCCGAAGGAAAGCUCUCCUGGUCCUUCACCAACACCACUGUUACCUCAAUCUGCAAGCUAAACGGCGUGUCUUGUUGGAACGAGAAGGAGAACCGAAUCAUCAGUUUGGCUUUGAGUUCAAUGCAACUCUCGGGACAACUACCCGAGUCGCUGAACCUCUGUCACAGCUUGCAAACUCUAGAUCUCUCAAAUAACGAUCUCUCCGGUCCGAUCCCGCCGGAACUCUGCACAUGGCUUCCUUACAUAGUCUCACUUGAUCUCUCAAACAAUAAACUCUCCGGUCCCAUCCCCUCGCAGAUCGUUGAGUGCAAGUUUCUUAACAAACUUGUUUUAAGUUACAAUAAAUUGUCGGGUUCGAUCCCGUACGAAGUGAGCCGGUUGGAUCGGUUAAAAGAAUUUUCUGUUGCGGGGAAUGCUCUGUCCGGAUCAAUACCGUCUGAUCUGGCGAAAUUUAACGAAGAUAGUUUUGAUGGGAACAGCGGACUUUGUGGUAAGCCUUUGGGAAAAUGUGGAGGGUUGAGUGGUAAGGGUCUUGGUAUUAUUCUUGUUGCUGGUGUUAUUGGUGCUCUGGGUUCUGUGAUUUUAGGGUUUGUGAUUUGGUGGUGGUUUUUCGUUAGAGUUAGUAGGAAGAAGAGAGGGUAUGGUGUUGAUGAUGCGAAAGAUGAGAGUAGUUGGAUUCAAGUACUGCGGUCACAUAAGCUUGUUCAGGUUUCUUUGUUUCAGAAACCUAUUGUUAAGAUUAAACUGGCUGAUUUGUUGGCUGCUACUAAUAGUUUUAAUGCUGAAAAUAUUAUUAUUUCUACAAGAACUGGGGUUUCCUACAAGGCCGUGUUGCCAGAUGGCUCUGCCUUGGCAAUUAAGAGGCUGAGUGCUUGUAAGCUUAGUGAGAAGCAGUUUCGGUCGGAGAUGAAUAGGUUAGGGGAGCUUAGACAUCCCAAUUUGGUGCCGUUGUUGGGAUUUUGUGUUGUGGAGGAAGAAAGGCUUUUGGUGUACAAGCACAUGCCUAAUGGGACGUUGUAUUCGCUGUUACAUGGAAAUGGUUUUGUUGAGAGUCAGCAUGGUGUUUUGGAUUGGUCUACUAGGCUUCGGAUUGGUGUGGGUGUGGCGAGAGGAUUGGCUUGGCUUCAUCAUGGGUGCCAACCACCCUAUAUGCACCAAUAUUUUAGUUCAAAUGUGAUUCUUAUUGAUGAUGAUUUUGAUGCUAGGAUAACGGAUUUUGGUCUGGCAAGGCUCGUGGGUUCUCGUGAUUCUAAUGAUAGUUCUUUUGUGAAUGGUGAUUUGGGAGAGUUUGGUUAUGUUGCUCCUGAGUACUCUAGCACUAUGGUUGCUUCACUGAAAGGGGAUGUUUAUGGUUUUGGAGUUGUGCUGUUAGAGUUGGUUACUGGUCAGAAGCCUAUUGAAGUGAGUACUGCAGAUGAAGGAUUUAAGGGAAAUUUGGUUGACUGGGUUAAUCAUUUAGUGAUCAGCGGUCGAAGUAAAGAUGCCAUUGAUAAGGCUUUAUGUGGGAAAGGUAGUGAUGAUGAGAUUACACAGUUUCUGAAGGUUGCAUGUACUUGUGUGGUUCCUAGGCCUAAGGAUAGGCCUUCUAUGUAUCAGAUCUACGAGUCAUUGAAGAGCAUGGCUGAAAGGCAUGGUUUCUCUGAACAGUAUGAAGAAUUCCCAUUGAUCUUUGGUAAACAAGAUGCUGACUUUAAGGAGUAGCUUUGGUGGGUAAAGGACGAGAAGCACAAAAAAUUGUAAUCACUUUGAGCCUGGCAGCAUACUAGGGCAUUUCUAAUUUGUAUGCUAUGUUAUGGAAUGCUUUCUCAGCAAUUGGUAUGGUUUCCACUUGAAGAGGAUUCCUUGUUUUAGUGCUUAUUUGUUUGAUAAUUCUGUAUAUUAAAUGAAGUAUUAUGCUCUGUAUUUCAGGAGAUUCCUGUUAUCAAUUUAUCAUUAUGGAAAAUGCUGCUUCUGCAUCCUUUUUAUUUUU
Molecule: messenger RNA, 2224 nt
Organism: Pistacia vera
Lineage: Eukaryota; Viridiplantae; Streptophyta; Magnoliopsida; Sapindales; Anacardiaceae
Product: probable inactive receptor kinase At1g27190
Exons: 1
Coding region: 142-1956 (604 amino acids)
Biological process (GO): protein phosphorylation
Molecular function (GO): ATP binding; protein binding; protein kinase activity
Source: RefSeq, a predicted model, not a curated record